This is a messenger RNA of Talpa occidentalis (Iberian mole), 3178 nucleotides long. It is a transcript of the gene SEMA4A, whose product is annotated as semaphorin 4A. The coding region runs from base 152 to 2512 and encodes 786 amino acids. Gene Ontology annotation, biological process: negative chemotaxis; axon guidance; neural crest cell migration. The record is from RefSeq and is a predicted model, not a curated record. The transcript has 15 exons. NCBI's taxonomy places the organism in Eukaryota, Metazoa, Chordata, Mammalia, Eulipotyphla, Talpidae. Gene Ontology annotation, molecular function: semaphorin receptor binding; chemorepellent activity.
CAGAGCUUCCCUGCUGGCUUUGGCACUAUGGGCACCUGGAGGGCCGCACUCCCAGCCCAGCCGGGCUGAGUGAGUCUUCCAACCUCCCGUGCCUUGCUGUCCCCGGUCCUCCCUGUCUUUUGGGAUCUGGGCACCCUCUCCUUUCUCUUGGAUGGCACCUCCACCCAGGAGUUUGGAUACCUGGAUUCCACAUGGUAGCUGGCUCAAGGAGCCUUCUGGUGACAGCCUCUGGCUGAGCAUGGCCCUCCCCACCCUGGGCCUGGACCCUUGGAGCCUCCUGGGGCUUUUCCUCUUCCAGCUGCUUCUGUUGCUGCUGCCGCCUACGAAUGCCGGGGGUGGUGGACAGGAACCCAUGCCCAGGGUCAAAUACUAUGCAGGGGAUGGACGCAGGGCUCUUAGCUUCUUCCACCAGAAGGGUCUCCGGGAUUUUGACACUCUGCUCUUGAGUGGUGAUGGAGGCACUCUCUACGUGGGGGCUCGAGAAGCCAUUCUGGCCUUGGAUAUCCAGGAUCCAGGGGUGCCAAGGCUGAAGAACAUGAUACCCUGGCCAGCCAGUGACAAAAAAAAGACUGAAUGUGCCUUUAAGAAGAAGAGCAAUGAGACACAGUGCUUCAACUUUAUUCGUGUCCUGGUCUCCUUCAACGCCACGCAUCUCUACGCCUGCGGCACCUUUGCCUUCAGUCCUCUUUGUACCUUCAUUGAACUCCAAGAUUCCAACCUGCUGCCCAUCCUGGAGGACAAGGUCAUGGAUGGCAAAGGUCAAAGCCCCUUCGACCCUGCCCACAAGCACACAGCUGUCUUGACAGAUGGGAUGCUCUAUUCUGGCACCAUGAGCAACUUCCUGGGCAGUGAACCUAUCCUGAUGCGAACCCUGGGAUCCCAGCCUGUGCUCAAGACCGACAAUUUCCUCCGUUGGCUACAGUCGGAUGCCUCUUUUGUGGCAGCCAUCCCUUCCACCGAGGUCGUCUACUUCUUUUUCGAGGAGACUGCCAGCGAAUUUGAAUUCUUUGAGAAGCUCCACACCUCUCGGGUGGCCAGAGUCUGCAAGAAUGACGUGGGUGGCGAGAAGGUGCUGCAGAAGAAGUGGACUACUUUCUUGAAGGCCCAGCUGCUCUGCGCCCAGUCUGGACAACUGCCCUUCAACAUCAUCCGCCAUGCCGUCUUACUGCCCUCCGAUUCCCAGGUCUACGCAGUCUUCACCUCUCAGUGGGAGAGCGGCGGGACCAGGAGCUCAGCUGUCUGUGCCUUCUCUCUUGAGGACAUCAAGCGUGUCUUUGAGGGAAAAUACAAGGAACUGAACAAAGAGACUUCACGUUGGACUACUUUUGGGUUUUCCGAUAUCGAUCCCCGGCCAGGCAGCUGCUCCGUGGGCCCCUCCUCUGACAGAGCGUUGACCUUCAUGAAGGACCAUUUCCUGAUGGAUGAGCAGGUGGUGGGGAUACCCCUGCUGGUGAAGUCUGGUGUGGAGUACACACGACUUGCAGUGGAGACAGCCCAGAGCACUGAUGGGCAUGGCCAUGUGGUCAUGUACCUGGGCACCACCACUGGGUCUCUCCACAAGGCUGUGGUGAGUGGGGACAGCGGUGCUCAUCUGGUGGAAGAGAUCCAGCUGUUUUCUGACCCUGAACCUGUUCGCAACCUGCAGCUGGCUCCCAUCCAGGGUGCAGUGUUUGCAGGCUUCUCAGGAGGCAUUUGGAAGGUUCCCCGAGCUAACUGUAGUGUCUACGAGAGCUGUGUGGACUGUAUCCUUGCCCGGGACCCCCACUGUGCCUGGGACCCUAAGUCCAGCAUCUGCCGCCUCCUACCUACACAUAUCCCAAAGUCCUGGAGGCAGGACAUGGAGCGCGGGAACCCAGACUGGGCAUGUGCCAGUGGCCCCAUGGCCAGGAGCCAACCACCUCAGAGACGCCCCCAAAUCAUUAAAGAAGUCCUGGCUGCCCCCAACUCCAUCCUGGAGCUCCCCUGCCCCCACCCCUCAGCCCUGGCCUCUUACCGCUGGAGUCACGGCACAGCCGCCGUCCCGGGAGCCUCUUCCACUGUCUACAAUGGCUCCCUCUUGCUCCUCCUCCGGGAUGGGGUGGGGGGCCUCUAUCAGUGCUGGGCCACAGAGAAUGGCUUCUCAUACCCCGUGGUCUCCUACUGGGUGGACAGCGAGGACCAGCCCCUGGCCCUGGAUCCUGAACUGGCGGGCAUUCCACGGGAGCGUGUGGAGGCCCCUCUGACCAGAGUGGGUGGUGGGGCCGCCCUGGCUGCCCAGCGGUCUUACUGGCCCCACUUCCUUACCGUUACUGUGCUCCUUGCCUUAGUGCUUUCAGGGGUUCUCAUUCUCCUCCUCGCCUCCCCCUUGGGAGCCCUUCGAGCCCGGGGCAAGGUCCAGGGCUGUGACACACUGCCCCCUGGGGACAAGGCCCCACUGAGCAAGGAGAAGCACCUCCACCCCUGCAAGGAGCACAGGACCUCUGCCAAUGCUGUGGAUGCCGACAACAACCGUCUGGGCACCGAGGUGGCUUAAACUCUGGACACAGGCUGAGGCUGUGAGGUAGUGCAGGUGGGAGCAGCACAAAAAAAAAACACCUUCCCACAAGAAGAGCUCUCCUGCCUCUGUGCCACCAAGACUUCACUCAGUGGGGUCUCCCACUGGACUCAGUGACUCUCCCACUGGAUUCUCUCCUACCAAGCACACGGACUCUAACAGGGUUUCCCGGCCCUGGAUCUAGGCCAUGAUAGAAGGACCUGCAGAGGAUCCUUGGGUUCUGGUCAUUCCAAGACCCUCCAGAAACAUCUACUCCAGGAGACCCGACUGUUCCAGAACGCUGUGAUAAGAAAUACCAGACAUCCAAAAAAACAUAUACCUGCCGCUUCUGGAGACUCCAUCCCGAAAGCAACUGCUGCCUUGGAGACCAACAUUCCCCUCUCCCAGGGAUCUCAAGGGCUCUUCAGGGAGCUGCCCCUCCUGCUCUGGUUAUCAGCAGUGGCCCUGACUCCAGGGCAGAUGUCCCUGACUUUCCUUCUUGUUUCAGUUGGGGCAGGCUGGCUCCCUUCUGGCCUAGCUGGAUGGCAGGCGUGGUCUGAGCCUUGUUCACUUCUUCACCCUGACUGACGUCAUGCCCUCUCUCCACUCCCUUUUCCUUUGUUUUGGGAUUCAAAAAGCUGCUUGUCACACAGUUUAUUUUUUAUU